Messenger RNA from Manihot esculenta (cassava), 2929 nucleotides. Its product is annotated as U-box domain-containing protein 33. Gene Ontology annotation, biological process: protein ubiquitination; protein phosphorylation. The record is from RefSeq and is a predicted model, not a curated record. Lineage: Eukaryota; Viridiplantae; Streptophyta; Magnoliopsida; Malpighiales; Euphorbiaceae. The transcript is spliced from 7 exons. Gene Ontology annotation, molecular function: ATP binding; ubiquitin-protein transferase activity; protein kinase activity. Bases 136 to 2724 code for a protein of 862 amino acids.
AAAUAAAGAAAAUUUUUAUUUUCAUUUUAAAAGAAAAAAAGAAGAAAUUCUCUUUCUCAUUCGCUCUUUCCAUCCACAUGUGGAUGUGACCGUACUGCAAGCACACAACACAAAGCCCUUUGUUUCCCUACAAUUAUGGAGUUUUUUAAUCCAACACACCCGCCUCUUCUUGAACCCGCCCGAGAAUCCCUUUCUGGGUUGUCUUCUCCGGAAGUUUUCCGGACUCGGUUUGGCCGGAUGGCGAGUUCCCAGUUACCUGAUAUUGUUGAGGAAAGCGGUGGCGUCAGUGUUAGUGUUAAUGGUGGUAGUUGUGGUGGUGAUGCUGACAAAGUGUAUGUGGCUGUGGGAAAAUCUGUGAAGAAGACUUUGGGUUUGCUUCACUGGAGCUUUAAACGCUUUGGGAGCAGAGAAAUUUGUAUCCUUCAUGUUCACCAGCCAUCACCUUUGAUCCCAACUCUCUUGGGAAAACUACCAGCAAGUCAAGCCAAUGCUGAAGUAGUUUCAGCUCAUAGAAGGCAAGAAAGGGAGCAGACAAAGAAGCUCUUAGAAAUUUACUUGGCCAUUUGCCAUAGAGCUAAGGUUGAAGCUAGUAUCAUCACAACUGAUUGUGACUAUGUUCAAAAUGGAAUAGUACAAUUGCUAAACAGACAUGGCGCUAGGAUGCUUGUUAUGGGUACUGGGCCAGGGAAUUGCAUGAAGGUGAAAAAAGGUUCCAUCAAAGAAAAUUAUGUAGCUAAAAGUGCUCCAUUAUACUGUGCAAUAUGGUUUAUCAACAAACGGAAACAUGUGUGGAUGAGAGAAGCUUCUGAAAGGUCCACUUUUUUACCAUCAUAUGAUCAUGCAAGGGGUGGAAGUAUGGAAACUUUAAGCUCUAAAUCGCUUCAGUAUAGUAAGAAUAUAUUGCCGUUGCAGCCAGAAUACCUUUGUUCUAGUUCUUCUACAGGUAUAACUUGUGCCCAAAUUAGCCAUUGUGCUCAAAGUGAAUCAACCUGUGCAGAAGUGCCAAUGUUGCAUACUAGAUCUCGUUCCACCGAUACACAUUUCCUCCACUCUGUACACAGUUCAUUUAGUCCUAGAAGUAGUAGCUCUGGCACCUCUACUGAAAGAAGUGUGACUUCAGAUUCUGACUCAAAGGUUGAGGAAGUGAGCUUGUAUUGUCAAUUGGAAGAAUUAAGGAUAGAAGCAGAAGCAUCAAGGAAUGAAGCAUUUGAAGAAAUGUUGAAGCGCAAAAAAUUGGAAUUCCAAACUUUGGAAGCCAUCAGCAAGGUCAAAAUCUUUGAUUCUGCCUAUGCAAAUGAAGUUAAACUUAGAAAAGAAGCUGAGAAUGCACUAAGGAAUGCAGUAGAGGAACAAGAAAAACUCUUGGAAGCAAAAGAGGAAGUAACUAAACAGCUACAACAGGCCAUGAGAAGUGUUGCUUUUCUAGACAGUCAUGUACAAGAAGCAAAUUAUAGGCGGGAUGGUGCUGCUGGAGAAUUGGAACUCAUUCAAACAUCCAUUGCAACUCUGCGGCAGGAGAAGCAGACUAUCCGUUGGCAGAAAAUGGAAGCUGCACGUUGGCUUGAGCGAUGGAAAAAUCGAGGACAAGCUGGAGCUCCCAAAUGUAAUGGGUUGCUUGGGUUUGUUGAAGAGUUGCCUGAGUUGGCGGAAUUUUCAGAAUCUGAUUUGCAAACAGCAACAUGCAAUUUCUCUGAGAGCUUCAAGCUUGGGCAGGGAGGAUACGGUUAUGUUUACAAGGGUGAAAUGUUGGGUAGAACUGUUGCUAUAAAGAAGCUGCAUUCAAAUAACAUGCAAGGGCAGUCAGAGUUUCAAAAAGAGGUUCAAGUUCUUGGCAGAUUACAACAUCCUCAUCUUGUGACUUUGCUUGGUGCAUGCCCAGAAGCUUCGUCUCUUGUAUAUGAGUACAUGCCCAAUGGGAGCCUCCAUGACUCUCUCUUCAGGAGAAGCAACAUUUCUCCCUUGACAUGGAAAGUCCGAGUACGAAUUAUAGCUGAAAUCUCUAGUGCACUUUGCUUCUUGCACUCGUCUAAACCUGAAAAGAUUGUCCAUGGUGAUCUGAAACCACAAAAUAUCCUACUUGAUUCUGAACUUAGCUGCAAAAUAUGUGAGUUUGGAAUUUGCAGAUUGGUAACAGAUGAUACUCUUUCUUGCCCAAGCUUUCGCAGAGGCGCUGAGCCAAAGGGUGCUUUUCCAUAUACGGAUCCAGAGUUCCAAAGAGUGGGAGUGCUGACAACCAAGUCUGAUAUUUAUUCCUUCGGGGUGAUCAUUUUACAGCUACUCACUGGAAGGCCUCCUGUUGGGUUGGUAGGUGAGGUGCGAAGAACAAUGUCAUGCGGUAAAUUAGCCUCGAUUUUGGAUCCUUCUGCUGGAGAAUGGCCGACAUUUGUGUCAAAAAGAUUGGGCGACUUGGGUCUGCAUUUCUGUGAAUUGAGCAGCAGGGAGAGACCUGAGCUGACACCUGCUCUGGUGAGGGAGUUGGAACAGUUGCACAUUACAGAAGAGCGGCCAGUGCCCUCUUUCUUCUUGUGUCCUAUCCUUCAGGAAAUAAUGCAUGAUCCUCAGGUGGCAGCUGAUGGGUUCACCUACGAAGGUGAAGCCUUGCGUGGAUGGUUGGAAAAUGGCCGCGAAACAUCUCCCAUGACUAAUUUGAAGUUGAGUCACUUGCAUCUUACUCCUAACCAUGCCCUGCGUCUUGCAAUUCAAGACUGGCUUUGCAAAUUUUAAAAUCCCAUGGAUUCAUGCAUUUAUAUUCUAUGUACGUAUUCCAUGUUCUAAUCAUCUGUACAGAUUUGAAUUCUACUAUUCUAGGCCAUUGCUGCUUCAUCUUCUAUUUUGUCUCUGUAUAUAAAUGGAUGACGAGUAGUGAUUUCUGUAACAUUCUGUACAAGGAGUUCAUCAGCUAAAUUCUAUACUAUUUAUUUCACAUGAA